This is a messenger RNA of Fulvia fulva, 483 nucleotides long. RefSeq lists its product as uncharacterized. The transcript has 3 exons. Bases 1 to 483 code for a protein of 160 amino acids. Lineage: Eukaryota; Fungi; Ascomycota; Dothideomycetes; Mycosphaerellales; Mycosphaerellaceae. The record is from RefSeq and is a predicted model, not a curated record.
AUGGCGGACCCAGACUGGCAUCCAUGCGCACCCGACAGACCCGUCAAUGCUUUCCUCUACUUCAAGAAAGAGGACCGGAUUUUCGGCUCGGACACCACCAGCGUCAGUGCGAACAAAAAGAGGCGUGUCUCCCAGUCAGAGGCAAGAACUGCAGACAACGACGACGACGACAACGACAGCGGCGUCGACCUUCCAACCAGCGAGCCAGACUUCGAAGCGAUCAGGGCGCAGAUCGAAGCCGAGGUGAAGGCGAAGUACAAGAUCCAGGUCCUGGAGGAGCAAUUGCAAAAAGCCCUCGCUGCGGUGCAAGAGCCGUAUACCCGUGCGACAGUCUCCGAGCUCGAGUGGCUUCCCGACGAUCUCGAUGCCUUCGUUGACAAGGCCAAGGCGCAGGCCAACGCUACAGGUGACUUGCUGUCCAGGCUUGAGAAAGCGAAGUGGGCGAGCGAUGAGCUUGCGGAGGAGAAGAGGAAGUUGAGCUAG